Messenger RNA from Gadus morhua (Atlantic cod), 3764 nucleotides. RefSeq names its product WD repeat and FYVE domain containing 1 (gene wdfy1). Gene Ontology annotation, cellular component: early endosome. NCBI's taxonomy places the organism in Eukaryota, Metazoa, Chordata, Actinopteri, Gadiformes, Gadidae. The record is from RefSeq and is a predicted model, not a curated record. Bases 29 to 1261 code for a protein of 410 amino acids. Gene Ontology annotation, molecular function: metal ion binding; protein binding. Gene Ontology annotation, biological process: positive regulation of toll-like receptor 4 signaling pathway; positive regulation of toll-like receptor 3 signaling pathway. The transcript has 12 exons.
CGGUCAGCUGAUCCACAGUAGAGCGAACAUGGCGGCGGAGAUCCACUCGAGGCCCCAGACCUCCCGCCCGGUGCUGCUCAACAAGAUCGAGGGGCACUCAGACGGGGUCAACGCGGCCGUUCUGAUCCCCAAGGAGGAUGGGGUGAUCACGGUCAGUGAGGACCGAACCAUCCGAGUAUGGCUGAAGCGGGACAGCGGGCAGUUCUGGCCCAGCAUCUACCACACCGUGUCCUCUCCAUGCUCUUGCAUGUCGUACCACCAUGACAGUCGGCGCAUCUUCAUUGGCCAAGACAACGGAGCCAUUGUGGAGUUUCUCAUAUCUGAGGACUUCAACAAGAUGAACCACGUGAAGACGUAUCCAGCCCAUCAGAACCGCGUGUCGGAUAUGGUGUUCUCACUGGAGAGUGAGUGGGUGGUGAGCACCGGCCAGGACAAGAGCGUGAGCUGGAUGUGCACCGAGAGCGGCAGCAUGCUGGGCAGACACUACUUCAGCUCCUGGGCCUCCUGCCUCCAAUACGAUCAGGAGACACAGCACGCUUUUGUGGGCGACUACUCGGGUCAGAUCACCCUGCUGAAGCUGGAGAGACAGACGUACUCCAUCAUCACUACCCUCAAGGGCCAUGAAGGCAGUAUCGGGGCCCUGUGGUGGGACCCGGUGCAGAAGCUGCUCUUCUCAGGGGCCUCCGACCACAGCGUCAUCAUGUGGGACAUCGGCGGGCGCAAGGGCCGCACCCUGCUGCUCCAGGGACACCACGAGCGAGUGCAGGCGGUGCGCUACCUACAGCUGACCAGACAGCUGCUGACCUGCUCUGUGGACGGAGGCAUCACCGUGUGGAACAUGGACACGCAGCGGGAAGAGGCUCCUCAGUGGCUGGACAGCGACUCCUGUCAGAAGUGUGAGCAGCCCUUCUUCUGGAACAUCAAGCAGAUGUGGGACAGCAGGACCAUCGGCCUCAGACAGCACCACUGCAGGAAGUGCGGCCAGGCCGUGUGUGCCAAGUGCAGCUCCAAGCGCUCCACCUUCCCCCUCAUGGGCUUUGAGUUCCAGGUGCGGGUGUGUGACAGCUGCUUUGACACCAUCAAAGAAGAAGAUCGGACAGCGCUGGCUACCUUCCACGAGGGGAAGCACAACAUCGCCCACAUGGACAUAGAUCCUUCCAGAGGCCUGAUGGUCACCUGUGGCAGUGAUCGCAUCGUCAAGAUCUGGGACAUGACGCAGGUGGUGGGCUGUAGCCUAGCAACAGUUUUCCCUGCACGCUGAACGCCGGCGCCACCCUUCAACAAGAACCCCUACCCCCCUAGUCUCCGCCCACUUCUGUGCUGAGCCGGGGGGGUGGAUGCAGUUCUCAUGGAAACACAUUGAUGUUUUUCACCCGCUGUAUGCCUAAACUCCCUUAUCCACCACUGGGCUUACUGGUGUGUGUGUGUGUGUGUGUGUGUGUGUGUGUGUGUGUGUGUGUGUGUGUGUGUGUGUGUGUGUGUGUGUGUGUGUGUGUGUGUGUGUGUGUGUGUGUGUGUGUGUGUGUGUGUGUGUGUGCAAAUGUUCCUUUGUGCUAAGGAUCAGAGCUGAUACCUUGUAUUGAAUUUGCCAUCAACAAAUCAUUUCGAUCCCCUUUUUAAAUGUUUGUGUAAAAUGAUUGUUAUUUAACGCAUAUUUCAAGCACAAUGCAUGUGUGGCUGUACAUGUUUGCACUCCCUCUUGUCAUGAUUGGGUCCCUAACCUUUGGGAAGUUAUAUUUGUAUUAGUCAUGGUAUGCACAGCCUAUUUCUAAUUGUCUCAUUUCAUCCAAAGUCAAAUCAAUGCGUCUCAUUCUCAGCGUCUCAAGGGCCUGCUUACUGCAUUCCAGUUGUGUGUGUGUGUGUGUGUGUGUGUGUGUGUGUGUGUGUGUGUGUGUGUCUGUGUGUCUGUGUGUUUGUCAACUUGUUAAUCUUUCAAUCUGCCCAUGAGUUCCUUGUCCCCCCCCCCCCACUAGUCUGCCUUACUCGACUCUCAGGAGGUCCCAUGGUGGAGGUUAGGGUUUGGUUAGCUACUGGACCUUCUAAAGCAACCUGACCUUGGAGUAGCCUCUGGGAUGUUUGGAGAGCUCCAAAGAGCUCUUCAGGGGACGCCCCUACAGAUGGAUGCUGUAUAACAGUAGCGGUGGUAUAGAGGAGACUCGAACGCCUUUGUUUUGAGACUGAACUUUGAUUUGUUAAGGGAGAAGAGGGGUCUCCCCCUUAGGGUCCUCAACAGGUACUUAAACUAGCUGUACACCCCGGCACUAGCGGUGUGUUUAAGGCCCUCAACAGGUACUUAAACUAGGUGUAUAACAGAGUACUAGCGGUGUGUUUUUCAGAGCUCACUUCCUCGGUUGCCUUAUUUAGGAAACACAUGAACAUCCUUAGAUCUUUAGGGAUCUGCUGAUGAUCCAUGGUCACUGAGACCCUCUGAACCCACUCAUGUUUGUAUUGCUUGCAGCGUAUUUGUUCUUUUCAUUCAACACUAUUUUAUGUUUCCUCUAUUUAUUUGGUGUCCUGGUCUCCUCUCCUAACUGCACUGCACUCAAUUGCACAAAUUGUGGUUUAAAAGAAAACUGAUGGUGAUUUGGUGUUUUUUUCUUCGUGACCGUGGAGGAUGAGUUGAACUUGGCAUGGUGGAUGAGUUGGACUGAUUGAACUGGGCAUGGUGGAUGUAGCAUUCUCUGUUGGUUAGGUGUGGCCAACAUGGUAACAGUGUAGACUUCCUUAACUCUAUCCUGAAUAUUGGCUGAUUAAAGCAGGAACAUAAUGUUAACCUAAUACUAAUCUGUAGAAACAUUCCAGUUCUUUGAUCUUAAUGUAUAUUUAUAUUGGUAUUGGAUAUAUUUUUACGAUGGUUUCUGCUGGUGCCCAAAUGUUGUUCUUUUUUCUUAUGACACAACGCCUCCUGCAUGUUCCCCGGGGUUAUCUGCAUGGGAAAUAAAUGUUUGUGACAAACUACACGGUGGUCUAGUGAAAGCAAAUGCCUACCAGUCUACCAACGUCCUGGGACUGCAUUAUACGAUAUCUCCAUACCCCAAGACCCUGAGAGGCCCCAGAAUUAAGAUAGGCUGACAUCUGCUCCUGCUGGCAGGGCUGCUCCAGGCCCCUACAACCCUUCAGGGCCCCUACAGGGCUCAGAGAUGGUACCUAGAGGUUACCUAGUGGGCCCCUACAGUGUAUCUGUAGGGCUCUUACAGGGGGCUCCUACAGGGACCUUACAGGGUUAUGAGGUUGCAACAGUACAAUCAAGAUUCAAUCCAGCCAAUGGCAGAACAUCUGUUUGGAAGACAUCACUUGGUGGUGUUGUACUUUCUGCUCAACCCCUCCAUCUGUGAGGGGGAGAUAUAGGACACGAGAAAGGGGAGGUGGAUGCAAUGUACAUCUAAUGAAUCACAUCUAUAAAGAUUGGAUAUGAGUUAACCUUUAGUUCCGGUUUAGUGUUACAGCCGUAGCACUUCACCAGCAGCAUGAGUAUCAAUGAUCUACUUCUUAGUGUAAAGGUCCACUCUUUGUUUUUGCAACACUGCAAAAUGUAGUCGCAUAUUUAGUUAGAACUAAAACUAAUUUCUGGGAUUCUCUUUCUUUAGCUCUCUCUCCCGUAUCCGCUUGUAUAAGACAAAUCCUUCCAAUAUGUUCUGUUGUAUAUCUCAAAUUAUAGUAUUUUUAAGAACGAUAUGAUACUGACAUGUAGCUCACCCCUGUCCUCCCGUGGGUCUGGGAGAGAGAAACUGAACGAUGCUAAAUAAAGACAUUACAAACAAUGA